Ostrinia nubilalis (European corn borer) is the source of this 2933-nucleotide messenger RNA. RefSeq names its product RNA polymerase II subunit A C-terminal domain phosphatase SSU72 (gene Ssu72). The transcript has a single exon. Gene Ontology annotation, cellular component: mRNA cleavage and polyadenylation specificity factor complex; nucleus. The coding region runs from base 309 to 887 and encodes 192 amino acids. Lineage: Eukaryota; Metazoa; Arthropoda; Insecta; Lepidoptera; Crambidae. The record is from RefSeq and is a predicted model, not a curated record. Gene Ontology annotation, biological process: termination of RNA polymerase II transcription. Gene Ontology annotation, molecular function: RNA polymerase II CTD heptapeptide repeat phosphatase activity.
AAUCUGAAUAAUUUCUGUCAAAUUAUAUUUAAAGAAACUCAAUUAAUACUCAAAUAAAUCAUACAUGUGAAGCAAUUAAGUUGACUGGUAGCAAUCAAUAAUAAAAGUCAAGAAGAGAAGUUGUUUUACACAGCCUGACGACUCAUCCUCUGUUUAAAAGCGUUUAAUAUUAUCUAUAUGUCAUUACAUUAACAGAUAAACAGAUCGACUACAUUUAUUGUUUAAACUUGGUGCGGUCAAUGAGAAUGAUCCGCAUUGAUUGAGUUCAAAGAUAUUAGAGAUCCCAAAAAUAUAACCUAUUAGGUACCAUGGAUGAUUUGUACAUUGCAGUUGUAUGUUCAUCUAACAUGAAUCGCAGCAUGGAAGCUCAUGCAUUCCUUGUAAAGAAAGGAUUUAAAGUAAAAUCUUUUGGUACAGGUGAAAAGGUCAAACUCCCUGGAGCAUCUGCUGAUCGCCCCAAUUGUUAUGAGUUUGGAAUACCAUAUGAUGAUAUCUAUAACGAUUUGUUGGAAAAGGAUAAAUCAUACUAUACACAAAAUGGUUUGCUACAUAUGCUAGACCGCAAUAGAAGAAUCAAACCUAGCCCAGAAAAAUUCCAAGUAUCAACAGAACGAUUUGAUGUAAUUAUUACAUGUGAAGAAAGAGUUUAUGAUCAAGUUAUUGAAUGGUUUGGGUCAAGAAGAUCUGUGUUUAACCAGCCAGUACACGUUAUUAACAUUGAUAUUCAAGAUAAUCAUGAAGAAGCAACUAUAGGAGCCUUUUUGAUCAGCGAUAUGGUCACUAAAAUGGCUCAAAGUGAUGAUCUAGACAAUGAUAUUGAUGAAUUGUUGCAUGAUUUUGAAGGAAAAUGUCAAAGACCAAUUUUGAAUUGUAUAAUGUUUUAUUGACAAUUAUUUUAUCACACCCAAAACAUUAUAAAUGAACCUAGAUGCACCUUCCUAUAUUAUCCUUCCUACAAAAGAACCCCUCAAGUUCUAUGAAUUAAUGUCUCAAAACACUUUUAUACUUUUAAUUACAUUAGUCUUAUGACAAGGUGUAUUUUACAGCUGGAAUUGAAGUGUGAUAAGGUAAACUUUUUAAUAGCCGUUUGCAGUAUUUUGUUUACAGGGCAGGUUGGCAUAACAUUAAAUGGUAAUAAUGGUAUUGGUGGAUAUGUAGAUAUGAAAUUUUCUCUUCAAGCCCAUUAUCUGUUCACCUUUUGUGAUUAUCAUAUAUAUUUUCAUGCUGCAUGCUGUUGUAAUCUCUGUAUCCAAUUUCGAAAACGUUCAAAUUUAUGCAUAUUACGCAUCCACGUAGAAAAAUACGCCAUCGCGCAUUCAAAAUAAUAAGUAAAUUCCAUGACAUGUGACAAGACUAAGGACUACUGUCCACCGAGGCGUCGCAUCAUAAGCGCAUAUUCGUCAUUAUAAGCUUGGAGUAUGUAUGCUUGCUUGCAGCUUACAUACAAGUAACUCCCUAUUUUUAUCAAGUAGGCUCCCUAUUUUUUAUCAAUUUUAACGUUCUUAAGUGCCAAAUACUGGCCAAAAUUUAAUAAAUAGGUAUUUUUUAUUUGAUAUGAAACACUGUCUACAUUGCUCCAACGUCACACUCGCGUCGCGACAGUGUUUCAGUUUUGUAUGCAGCAAUGAAGCGUAGGUACACCAAGUGUAUGAUAACGAAUACGCGCUUAUGUUCACUAAUCCCCGUUGACGGGGAUUGUCAACGGGGAAUAGUAGAUUAAGCCAUAAAGCGGCUAAGCGACGCUUCCGUGGACAUUAGGCCUUAAUAUAGACGCCCCCACCCCGCUGUCCGCAGGCGCUGGCAUAGGCAAGAAGACGCGACGCGUUCGAAACGCGCAAGUUUGGAGGAGGCCUUAAUGCCACGCAGCAUUGUCAGUCUUCCGAGUUCAGGUAGGUACCGAUAUUAGACACGAAAAAUUUGUAGAGCAAUCGUGUUGGACUUGCUACCGCGUGAUGUACUUACCUAAGUGAGGUGCUGAUAUCGCUACCUACAUUGCAUCACUACGUGAAUAUCACAGAAAACGCCUAAAUAUUUAAAACUCCGGUUAUUAUACGUACCUACUAAAUGUUUCGCUAAUUGUGACCAUCAAGUCCGUAAUUGAGUUCAGUGAGUGUUAAAUGUUAAUCUAAUAUUCGUUUGGUUUUUCGAGAGCAUUUUACGAUCGCUUUGCUAGGGCUACGCCCGGCCCUCAUGAUUUGUACAAAACUUGAUAGUAUGUAAGCAUGCAAAUCCAUAAUCAAUGACUGUUGUAUUGUUUUGAGACUGAUUCUAGGACGCGUGGUCAUUAUGCGGAUUCGCAUGAUACUGUUGAUAGAAAAUUACACUCGUCUGUCGAGUGAGGACUGUGGAAAAUGCUCAUUUUGUAAUAUUUAUGGUAAAUAGAGACUAGAGUAUUUACUUUAUAAAAGGAAAACCUUUCACGAACCAAACGUCGUACAUUUUACCUGUAUUGUACCACCGUAAGAACGUAAUAAUAUUACAUAGAAAUGCUCUAGUCUAUACUCACCUUUACUCGAUCUAAUCGUGACACCACUAUAUAAUGAUUGACGAUGUAACUUGUUGACUAGCUAAGCUACCAGCAGAUUCGGAUAGCCCUAGUUAUGCUCUACCUCUGGGCUACGGUUUGACACUGCAUUUUGGGACACCCUGUAUAUUACUUUUGAUACUAAGUAGGUACCACUCGUCAUAACACUUUGUGUUAAAAGUCGUCUACUCUCAUAACGUAUAGCCUAUACCUCUAACUUGCCAACCUGCCCUCAACCCAUUUCCGGUCUAGGAUUCACGCCACGUUGAACUACUAUUAUUGUACAUACACAUAAUAUGUCUAAUUUUAACCACGAGGAAACUUAGCCUGCAUCUCACUUGAUGAAAAGUGAUGAUCGCAGUCCUCGAUAUCGUGGCGCGCAUCCUGAUAUAAAAUUGAUAACGUCAAC